AGUAUGAAGAAGAGGGGUUACGUUUCAGAUGAUUUUGCAAGUGAAACACUGGAAAACUGCUUUUUUCAUGAACAAUACCAUCAAUUUUCACCAGCAAUAAUGCAGCGGCCAAUUGUUCUACGGUUCUAAAUUAACAAUCGCCCUUUAUAAAUUAGUGUACAGUGUUUUUCCACCUCGCACUUAGUUUUUAUCGCCACUGCGGUUGUUUGUACUGCUGUUUUAUAAUAAAACAAAUUUAUUUCUCUGUUCCCAACCAGAAAAUCAGUUCAAAAAAAUAAAAAAAACCGGACUUUAUCACAAUAAAUAGAGAUUAUAAUCUGCCAUUGCCUAAUUAAAUUAAAAAAUAUUAUUUAAAAAAAGUAAAAAAAAACAUGUCGGAAGGGCAAGGGGAGCCGAAUCACAACAAAAAGGAGAAGGAGGCUGUGAUAGCAGCGAAUGUGCCUAGCGACAGUCCUGUGACGGACCCGGGCCACGUGAGAGGAGGGCCGGCGGAGGCCGGGGCGGCGGGCAAGUUUGACGGCCAGCGCGGGAAGUCCAGCGCUUUGAAGAAAUCAGCUCGGUACCGGAGCAGAUCGCUUUCGGCGUCUUCGGCGGAUUCUUACAGUUCUACCUCUUACACAGGGUCAUCAUCAGACGAAGAUGAAGGCGUCCAGCCCCAUGAAAAGGCCAUCGCAGCAGGUCAACCGAACCCACCAUACUGCGUCAGGAACGUGGAACAGCACGCCUUCGGGCGGAGGGAGAUAGAGAUAGCGGAGCAGGAGAUGCCGGGGAUCAUGGCGCUGCGGGCGCGCGCCAAGGACGACAAGCCGCUCAAGGACGCCAAGAUCGUAGGCUGCACGCACAUCAACGCUCAAACCGCUGUGCUGAUAGAAACCCUCGCAGCCUUAGGCGCCACCGUCCGCUGGGCGGCCUGCAACAUAUACAGCACCCAGAACGAGGUCGCCGCCGCUUUGGCACAUGCGGGAUACGCGAUAUUCGCCUGGCGUGGCGAGAGCGAAGAAGCGUUCUGGUGGUGCAUCGACCAAUGUUGCACGCCCAGCGCGACUUGGCAGCCUAAUAUGAUAUUGGACGAUGGCGGCGAUGCGACGCAUCUUAUGCUGAAGAAACACGCGCCUGCUUUCAAACAUAUUAAAGGUAUCGUAGAAGAGAGCGUGACGGGUGUCCACCGACUGUACCAGCUCAGUAAAGCGAAUAAACUAUGCGUUCCCGCCAUGAACGUCAACGAUUCGGUGACGAAAACGAAGUUCGACAACUUGUAUUCGUGUCGGGAAAGUAUAAUAGACGCUCUCAAACGCAGCACAGAUCUAAUGUUUGGGGGCAAACAGUCGGUAGUUUGCGGGUACGGAGAAGUCGGCAAAGGGUGCUGCCAGGCGCUGAAGGCUUUAGGAUGUGUUGUAUAUGUGACUGAAAUAGACCCAAUUUGUGCGUUACAAGCCGCCAUGGACGGCUAUAGAGUUGUUAAAUUAAAUGAGGUAAUCAGGCAAGUGGACAUCGUAAUAACUGCGACGGGCAACAAGGGCGUCGUCACAAGAGAACACAUGGAGCGCAUGAAGAACGGCUGCGUGCUGUGCAACAUGGGCCACAGCAACACUGAGGUCGACGUGCACGCACUGCGCACGCCCGACCUGCUGUGGGAGCGGGUUCGAAGCCAGGUAGACCACAUAAUAUGGCCGAACGGCAAGCGCAUAGUGCUGCUAGCGGAGGGUAGACUAGCAAACCUGUGCUGCUCGUCGCUGCCAUCGUUCGUGGUCUCCGUGACCGCAGCCACGCAGGCCCUCGCGCUCAUCGAGCUUUACAACGCACCGCAGAACAGAUACAAGGCUGACGUGUACUUACUGCCAAAGAAGAUGGAUGAAUACGUAGCGAGUUUGCAUCUACCCACGUUCGAUGCGCAUCUCACGGAACUCACGGACGAACAGGCAAAAUACCUGGGUCUGAACAAGCUGGGUCCGUUCAAACCGAACUACUACCGAUAUUAGCGUAACUAGUCACUAGUUGUAGCAAAUAGGGGACGCUUUUGGGGGUGAAAUUGCUCUACCUAAAAACGGGCCUAUGCAAUAAUGGGCAUAUUAUUAUUUCUAUGUAUAUUAGACAUACACAAGGUGGACCGACGACAUUAUAAAGGUAGCAGGAAGGCGCUGGACGCAGGUCGCGACCAACCGGGCAACAUGGAAAGCAUUGGGGGAGGCCUAUGUUCAGCAGUGGACGUCCUAUGGCUGAAAUUAUGAUGAUGAUGAUAUUAAACAUAGACAUAGCGAACCGCCCCUGCUUCGCAAAGGUACAAUUAUACUUAAAAACCUUCCCUUUGAAUCACUCCAGCAAUAAAAAAAAAUCGCAUCAAAAUCCCUUAGAAAAGUAAUGAAGAGUGAAAAUUUUUAACCAACUAAAAAAAGAAGGAGGUUCUUCUCCAUUUAAGUAUAUUUUUGCAUUACAUAUUAACUAACGGUCAUUUAAUUUUAGCAUUGCCUUACGCCCGUAUUCACAAACGAUGCUUGCUUAAGUGAAGCAGCAAAUCGAACGCACAGCGUUGAAUAGAGCUCUGUAAUUGGUUCGUGUGUGACCUUGUGCGUCCACGCGCACUGUGAGACCUCAUAGUAAUGUUUGUGAAUACGGGCGCUAGUUUCUCUGCUUGACCUGUAGUUGACUGGUGGAGAAUGUCACCCGGCAUUAAUUCCGCCACUGUACAACAGUUUUUAAAUAUUUUUUUACCUUAAGCCCAUGUGACGGUAGACUCAAUUUCAUCCCAAAAAAGCUAAUUCAAUGUAGAAAACGCGGUGAUAUCCCUAAAAAGAUGGCUUAAAUUCGUUUUUAAGCCUUUUUAUACUAAAAGCUGUUUUAGUUGAAAUGUAUCAGGUAAGACACAGUCAAGGUAAAAUGCACCUUACAUCAUUACAAUAAGGUGCUACUUUGCAAGUGCUGUCGAUUGUACAGUCAGCAUCAAAUUCGUGACACCCAAAGUGGCCAAAAAGUUGAUAACAAACUUAUUCCAAUUGUAACAAAGACGCGUUGCGAACUUUUUGGUUACUUUGGGUGUCACGAACUAUUUGAAGCUGACUGUACAUAGGUAAAGAUCUCGCUAAAUAAUAUUUGUGUAUAUCGAAUGAUUUUUUGCAAAAAUUAUCCGGCUCGAAGGACCAUUUUGUGCACCAACAGUGUUUUAAGAUAUCUCACAAAGGAAAGGAUUUUGGAAUGUAUGAAAAUGACUCAAAAUUAAUUGCAGAAAAUCAUGAAGCUUGUUUAUCAAUUUCGAACUUUAUUUAUUUGGAUAUACGUUCAAAAUAAAUUGAGAGAAGUCAUGAGUUUGUACAAUUGAUUUUGAAUCUUCAAAGCUCUGAUAUAAGGUUCAAUAUUAGCUAGUGAUAAUUGUUUGUAUGAAUUUUAGCAUAACAAAAGUAAGUUUUGAUCGCUUUUGAUGGAACUGAUGGGAGAUGUUAAACCAUUCCUCUAUUAGGUUGCAGAAAAUUACGAAAAUUAACUGGCAGAGGAUGCCCUAUGGCAUUAAGCUUGCCUUACAGACUGCACACCUUUAUCGGCCGAUAGUUUGGCCGACUUCUAAUUUGUAUAGAUCGUUUCAUCCACUCGGACGCGCCCCACCAUUCUUCCGCUAAUGUUUGAGUGUUAUCGGUACACGCUAAAUUAUCCAUGAGUGCACACGC
Ostrinia nubilalis (European corn borer) is the source of this 3656-nucleotide messenger RNA. It is a transcript of the gene AhcyL1, whose product is annotated as adenosylhomocysteinase-like 1. Gene Ontology annotation, cellular component: cytosol. Bases 372 to 1979 code for a protein of 535 amino acids. Lineage: Eukaryota; Metazoa; Arthropoda; Insecta; Lepidoptera; Crambidae. The transcript is spliced from 11 exons. The record is from RefSeq and is a predicted model, not a curated record. Gene Ontology annotation, biological process: L-methionine cycle.